AAAGGGAGAGGGCGAAUUGAGUGGAAGUUUGUGCCGUGUUGAGUUGCUGAUUAAUCAAAGUUCCCAGUUAGAUUCUGUCGAAAACGGAAAGGUAUUAAGUAAACUUCGAAAGUUAAGCGUACAGUGAGUAACGGUAUCGGUAGCGCUAUAUCGACUAGCGUCACUUGUAUAAGAGUAAUGUACGAUAGUUGUUAAACUCGUGUAACCAGUACAUACUUGGAAGCAUCUGGGUUAUACCACGACAUGUAAUGACCACAUAAAACGAAAAAUGACUUGAUUUCAACUGGCAUUACUUGACGCUAAAUGUUUCACUCGACAAAAGGGAAACAAUGAGGAGAAUGCAAUUAACAGGCGAGGUUGAAAUGCUUGAAGAACCUGAUGCGCUUAAUCUGGAGAGACAGUUACGUGAGAUAUUACAUGAACUCCAGCUUAAACGUUGUCAAGUAGAAGAAGGUCGUGAAGCUUUGCACCAAGCAGUAUUAAUUCAGCAUGAGUUAGAGAGGGCGCUGGAUUCAGAGAAGCGUAAUAAUGAGGAGAUGCAGGCACAACUUGAAAUAGCUAUGGCUGCUGCACACAAGUGGGAAGAAGAACGCAGCAGCCUCCAGCAGGCAGCAUCUCGUCACCGCCUACAGCUGGAGACUACAUUGCAAGAAAGAGAUGCAUUGCGUGACCAGGCCAGGGCAGUACAGUUAGAGAAUGUGAAGCUCCAACAUGCUAUAGAUGAACAAGAUCGACAACUGAAGUGUCAGCUGGCGUAUCAAGAAAAUUGUGUUACUCGUCAGAAUAAGCUAGCUGACUCAGUACGAGAAUUAAGAAGUCAAAUGCAGAAAUUAGAAGAAGACUACCACAGACUUCAAAGUUCUGUUGAGGCUACAAAGAAACUUAGCUCACAAGUACAGCUUUCUGCAGAACACAUUACCUUUUUACAUGAAAAGGAGAAGAGCAAGACUGCAUCCCUCGAAAGAAAGAUUGUAGCCCUUGAAGUUGAGAUCCAGAAGCUCCAAAGUGAGAAGAACAUAAAUAAUGGGCUGCCAUAUACUGAUUUCCAAAAAACUGAAAUUGCACAGAUAUCAGCCCACGAGCUGCAGUCACAACUAUCAGCUGAGCGUGAUGGAAAUGCACAAUUGCAAGCUGCCUUAGAAGAUGCACUCAGAGCACAAGUUCAUUUCCAACAGCUGGAGGAAAAUGUGUCUCAGCAACUAAGCUGUGUAUCAUCAGAAUUAAGCAUGAAGGAAAAAUAUAUAUCACAACUUGAAUCUGAUAAAGCUUGUCUCUGUAAUGAAGUGGCAGCUAUAAAGAAAGAACUCAAACUAAUGGAAGAAGCUCUAAUGGACAAGGAUGCAUCUAAUAAGAAAACAGAUGCCAAGAACUCAGAAACUCAGACAGAUAUAGUCAUAGAAAAAAGUGAGAAAGGUGUUAUGUUUCAAGGGACAGAUGAAUCUUAUAGUAAUAAAAUGGCUUUGACAAUUCCUGAAGAGCAGUCAGCACAAACAGAUGGUCAACAUCCUGGUGAGACAAGUGAGAAAAGUAAUCUUCCCACUUCUAAUGACUGAAACAAAGUUUUUGUUUAUGUAAUUUUGAUCUUCAGCAGACUGAACAGAGUAGCGUAUGUGUGUUACAGACUUUACAGGGAACACUGCAUAAAACACAAACAUUGAGUUGUUAAACACAUAUUGCAUACACUAUAAAACUAGAAAAAAAUCUUCUCAGUGUCUAUGAGACUGCUCGACAGAGUGCGUGAAACCAAAAUUGCAUCAGUGUCAUAAACUGAUCAGAAGAUGCUAUAACUAUAAUCUCUGGAGAUUGGAACUAUUUUACUUCAUUAUGUGUAGCCAGAGAGAAUGGAUGGAAACUCCAGGUUGGAGCUGCAGAGAUAACUGAUUAUAAACAUAAUGUACAGUGUUAGUGUUUAGACCCAUUUUUUCUUAAUGUUAUUUAUAGGAUAAAAAAUUUUGGUAAAUGGAUGUAACUGUACUUAUUUUAUAUAAGUAUAUAGAGAACUCAGCUUGGAAUAUUUUAUUUCCUUAUUGGUGUAAAACAUAAUAAUAUUAACAAAUUAUUUAGUAAAUACAUUCUACUCAACUUGCUGGUUUUCAGUGAUCACAAAA
Messenger RNA from Schistocerca gregaria, 2108 nucleotides. RefSeq names its product golgin subfamily A member 8Q-like. The record is from RefSeq and is a predicted model, not a curated record. The transcript has 8 exons. NCBI's taxonomy places the organism in Eukaryota, Metazoa, Arthropoda, Insecta, Orthoptera, Acrididae. The coding region runs from base 330 to 1553 and encodes 407 amino acids.